Scatophagus argus is the source of this 1959-nucleotide messenger RNA. Its product is annotated as lathosterol oxidase-like. Bases 110 to 1018 code for a protein of 302 amino acids. The record is from RefSeq and is a predicted model, not a curated record. Lineage: Eukaryota; Metazoa; Chordata; Actinopteri; Scatophagidae. Gene Ontology annotation, molecular function: iron ion binding; oxidoreductase activity. The transcript is spliced from 5 exons.
GUGACGCACUUGGCAGUUCGGUGUUGAUUGGUCGCUCGGCCGCCUAUAGCUCAGGACGCGUCCCUCCUCUGCUGAAGCGGAGUGCGAGCAACCUGAACAAGAAUCCAACAUGGAUCUUGUGCUGAACGUUGCUGACCGUUACGUCCUCACCCCGUACGUGUACCCCGCGUCGUGGCCUGAGGACGGAGCCCUGCGGCAGAUUAUCAGCCUGCUGGUGCUGACCAACCUCGGGGCUGCAGUCCUGUACCUGGGCCUGGGGGCCAUCAGCUACUUCUUCAUCUUCGACCACAGUCUGAAGAAACACCCACACUUCUUAGAGAAUCAGGUUCAGAGGGAGAUCAGAUAUGCGAUGACCUCUCUUCCCUGGAUCAGUGUUCCCACGGUGGCCUUGUUUUUCGCUGAAGUCAGAGGCUACAGCAAACUGUACGACAACGUCGACGAGUCUCCGCUGGGUUGGACUGGGCUCUUCCUGAGUAUGAUCUCCUUCCUGUUCUUCACUGACAUGUGCAUCUACUGGAUUCAUCGGUUCCUACACCAUAAGCUUAUUUAUAAGCUGUUUCACAAACCGCACCACCUGUGGAAGAUCCCCACUCCCUUUGCCAGCCACGCCUUUCAUCCGGUGGACGGCUUUUUUCAGGGACUCCCGUACCACAUCUACCCCUUCCUCUUUCCCCUCCACAAGGUGCUCUACUUGGUCCUCUACGUCUUCGUCAACAUCUGGACCAUCUCUAUCCACGAUGGUGACUAUCGCGUCCCCAACGCUCUGACGACCGUCAUCAACGGCUCGGCUCACCACACUGACCACCACCUCUUCUUCGACUACAAUUACGGCCAGUACUUCACCCUGUGGGACCGUCUGGGAGGCUCCUACAGACACCCGUCGGCUCUGAUGGGCAAGGGCCCCCAUGACCAGAUCAGGAAACUUAAAGCAGAGGGAAAGCUUGGAGACGGCAGAGUGAAGGCUGAAGGGCCAGUGAAUGGACACGCUCAGAGAGGAGUCACAUGUAAGGAGGAGUAAUCUGGGGAAAUUACCAUGAAUUGCUCAAAAUGAUGACUGUUUUUGUAAAGACAAUGUGCUGAAUCCGUACUCCCUUAGAAAACAUAUGGGAGCAUAAUUUGAGUUCCUGCACCUGCCAAAUACUUCUAGUUGCCUGUUGUGAGCGUGAUUGAUAUCAUUAGAGGCAAGGACUGGCGUUAAAAGGGUCCAUUUCAUGUAAAUCUUUGAUUUAACAAGCGCUUCAUCCCAAGUCAUAGACUGAAUCUAAGAGAACUUGGCAAACAUCAACUGCUUCAAAGGAAAAUUCUGGUAUUUCUGGACAUUUUGACCGGUGCGUCACUCCACGUUUACAUUUCCACCUCUCUUACCGAGAUGUCUCGAUGCAGAGUACAUCGAGGCAGGCAGCACAAGCCUCUUAAGGCCUUGCGAGUAAACUUCAGUUUUAUAUAAAUAAUGUCAGACUCUCUCAGACCGGAUGCGAACCCCUUGAUCACCUACUGCAUGGCAGUGCAUGGAGUGUUACUCCCAGGGCAUCCUGCAGCCUGUAAAUUGACACAAACUUCCUCUAAGGCAGCAGCUCUGUUUGAUCCUGCUCAAAGGCCUUCUGGCAAAACUGACCAGGAAAAUUCACUGCAGCAGUAACAGACAAGACAAACAGCAGUGAGAGGAAGUAGUUUGUAUGCUGUUGUUAAAUACGUUCAUAAAGUAGUCAGGCUAAACUGAAACGCAGCAAUGCGGCUAACGUGCUCGGCUCUAAGUGUAACUCGCGUCAGACCUGAGACUGGUCUUUCUCAUGUUUUGUGCAACCCUCCUGUGAUGACACUAACUUCUUAUGAUGAGGCAACAAAUCUGUUCUUUCAUUCAAUCGAGAAUUUCUUGGUUCUUUGGCAUCAAGCUGUGCAGGUGCUGCUGCUGUACACUAAUACAAGAGAUUACAAGAAGAAUUAAACGCUGACCCUGAA